Cetraspora pellucida is the source of this 147-nucleotide messenger RNA. NCBI's taxonomy places the organism in Eukaryota, Fungi, Glomeromycota, Glomeromycetes, Diversisporales, Gigasporaceae. The record is from the annotation of a GenBank genome assembly.
AUGAAAAAAAUCAAAACGAGCCAAGAAAACCUUAGCUACCUUUUAAAUGAACAUAUUAAAUAUUUAAGACGUUAUUUGAGACACCUAGAACUUCGCGAACCUUCAAAAAAUUCAGUCUUAUGGAAUUUUGUUAAUAACGAAAUUGAA